AUGAUCUCUGUCGGUUAUGACAACAUUCAAGGAUUUACGGAUUUGCGAAAAUCGAAUCUCGACCCGAAGAGGUACAACAUGUACCCACAAAAGGAACGAUUAUGUGAAGUAAAGUAUCCUUUCGUAAAGGUUUCAAGGUGGAAAUUUCUCAGAAACACGAGCGGAAAGCAAAGACGUUUUAUGGGCGAUAAAGGCAUUGCGAAGAGGGGAAUAGACCGAUCCAUGUUCUUAUGCUCAAGGGAUGUUUAA
Molecule: messenger RNA, 249 nt
Organism: Botrytis sinoallii
Lineage: Eukaryota; Fungi; Ascomycota; Leotiomycetes; Helotiales; Sclerotiniaceae
Exons: 2
Coding region: 1-249 (82 amino acids)
Source: RefSeq, a predicted model, not a curated record